AUUCGCGUGCGCACCAACAUUGCAUGGGCUCUCAACUGCGAAGCUGAAUUUCAACAAGAUAAAUCCACAUCGUAGAAUUUCACAUUAGCGUGGUAGGUGUCUUCAUUCAAAAAUUUCUAAAAACAACACCUGAAGCUGGAACAUUACCAACGCCAACCGCCCAACCUCAAAUAUGCCCGCCUCUCAAGACAAGGUGUCUUCCGAAGACAAGUUGCUCGAGGAUUUCCAGGGCUUUUUCAUCGAGGAGACAGACCCGCAAAUUGCCGAAAAACGCAAGGAGGUGUUGAAAACGCUAAGAGAAAAUGACGUGGAGUCGUUUCCGUCAGACUUGACUGUAAUCACGGCGUUUGAUGAGGCUUUGCAGUGCUUUUCGAUAGGAGGGCAGGUGAGAAACUACUACAGAUAUGGAACGUACUCGCUUUGCGAGGCGGCGAGGGAGAAAAUGUGGUUUGCGUUCAAAAACGGCGCCAUCACCAACCACCAAGAAACGGACGUCGAUGCAGUGGCGAACAACCCGAAGGAGCUACAAAGAAGAAAAACCGUGCAGGAAUACUACAAGCAGAAGCUAAUGGAGAAGAAGAUGAAAGGCAGCUCCGAGGACAUCUGGGAUAAGAGAAAGACCCUCUUGAAGAACCCGUUCAAGGAGUAAAGUACAUAGUUGUGAUGCCACAAACCAGGGGAAAACGGCGAUGAAAUGAACGUAUCUGUGCAUUUGAUAGUGAUGAGCGUGGUGCAACACCAGACGAACUGAACGAUUCUACGUAGGCACGAGCCCAGCGGCAAGACGCGCUUGGCACGGCCACCAGGAGGCGAGUGUGUGCCCCAUUAUCUUUUCCUUUGAUCCCAAUUAUAAUUAACGCGCGGGCACGGGGAUGCACUCACAUGACCACACAGCUCUUUUUCUCGGGCUCGUUGUCGUUCAGGCCCUUUGGCUUUGCAUUGAGCGCACACCGGGCAGCUUCCGAAAACGCCUCGUUGACCCCCCGGUUCUUUUUGGCCGAGCACUCUAGGUACCGCAAGGCUCCGACUUUCUUGGCCACGCUGAGCCCGUCCUCGUACGGCACCAAUCUCCG
Molecule: messenger RNA, 1073 nt
Organism: Metschnikowia bicuspidata var. bicuspidata NRRL YB-4993
Lineage: Eukaryota; Fungi; Ascomycota; Pichiomycetes; Serinales; Metschnikowiaceae
Exons: 1
Coding region: 173-649 (158 amino acids)
Source: RefSeq, a predicted model, not a curated record